This is a messenger RNA of Aphanomyces invadans, 1382 nucleotides long. RefSeq names its product uroporphyrinogen decarboxylase. Gene Ontology annotation, cellular component: cytosol. The transcript has 2 exons. The record is from RefSeq and is a predicted model, not a curated record. Lineage: Eukaryota; Oomycota; Saprolegniomycetes; Saprolegniales; Verrucalvaceae. Gene Ontology annotation, biological process: heme biosynthetic process. The coding region runs from base 37 to 1224 and encodes 395 amino acids. Gene Ontology annotation, molecular function: uroporphyrinogen decarboxylase activity.
GUUCCCUGAAGUCGUCGGGUGGUGGUUGCUCGCAUCAUGGCUCGCGUCGUUAUCCCUCUCGUGGCGCUUGCUAUCUCGUCCGUCUUGUUUGCCGCCGUCCGUCGACGAGCUAAGAAGGAGCGCCCGUUCCCGUCGGUCCGUACGCCGAUCAAGCGCGUCCCGCUGGACGAAUUGCCCAAGCUCAAGAACGAUCUGGUCAUCCGAGCGUAUUUGGGCCAACCUACUGAGCGCGUCCCCGUGUGGUGCAUGCGUCAAGCCGGUCGUCACUUGCCGGAAUUCCGUGCUUUGCGCCAAGCGGGCUACGAUUUCUUCACUAUGUGCGGUGUUCCUGAACUCGCGGCCGAAGUUACGUUGCAGCCCGUGCGCCGUUACAACGUCGACGCCGCCAUCAUUUUCAGCGACAUCCUUGUCGUGCCCCAAGCGAUGGGGAUGGAAGUGGUGAUGUUGCCUGGUGUGGGUCCGGUGCUCCCAGCGCCCUUGCGCACCCCCGCCGACUUGGACCGUCUCGUCGAGCACCCCGACAUCGAAGCGACGCUGGGAUACAACUUGGACGCGAUCAACUUGACACGUCAACUCCUCAAGGGCCAAGUCCCUCUGAUCGGGUUCUGUGGCGGUCCGUUCACGCUGUUUACGUACAUGGUGGAAGGGGGCGCAUCCAAGACCAAGUCAAAGGUCAAGACUUGGCUGUACAACCACCCGGAAGCCGCCCAUCGCGCGCUUCACGCGAUCACAGACGUGUGCGUUCGCUUCCUGUUAGAGCAGCAUGCCGCCGGUGCGCAAGCGCUCCAGGUUUUUGAGAGCGUCGGUGCCGAGGUGUUGACCCAGGCGCACUUUUACGAGUUUGCAUUCACGUACAUGGCUCAAAUUGCCGAUCGUGUCAAGGAUAAGCUCCCGGACGUGCCGCUCGUUGGGUUCUCCAAGGGCACGCCGUACGCGUUUGAGCAACUGGCCACAACCAAGUACGACUGCCUUGGGUUGGACUGGACAAUGGAUCCUGUCGCAGUGCGGCAGCAGACCGGCGACCGCGUGAGUCUCCAGGGAAACCUGGACUCUGCCGCCAUCUAUGCCGAGCCAGAGACCAUUCGCAACGAAGUCAAGAAGAUGCUCGAUGCGUUCGGGACGCAAAAGUACGUGGCCAACUUUGGCCACGGGUGCAACCCAGACUUUGACCCGGAGCGAGUCGACACGUUUGUCAAGGCAGUCCAACAGCUCUCGUUACAAUAGGCGACGUAAACGCACCACGUCGAACCAACGUUGGAGAGUGCCAUGAACGAUUUAUUCAGAGGGGCUUGACGUUGAGGGCAUCGGCAAAUACCUAGUUCACCAUGACGAACGCCAUGCUACGGCAAACUGACCGUGAACAUGGAGCUCACGCUCUCCAU